Funneliformis mosseae is the source of this 381-nucleotide messenger RNA. NCBI's taxonomy places the organism in Eukaryota, Fungi, Glomeromycota, Glomeromycetes, Glomerales, Glomeraceae. The record is from the annotation of a GenBank genome assembly.
AUGUCAGUUGGGAAUAGAUACUUCUGUAAAGAAUCUGAAAAAGCAAUUGGAUCUUUGAUUAAGAAACAUCAGAUGAUUACUAAAACAGAUACUAUUAUUAGAGUUUGUGAUGAAUCAUUAUUAGCACGUGAUGAAUAUCAACAACUUGCUACAGUUAAAAUAUCUCUUACAUGUGAAUAUCUAAUAGCUAAUCAUAGAAUUGAAAUCACUAAUCUUAUUAAUGAAGAUAUAAAAAUUGGAACAUUUAAUAUUGAUAAAAAUGAAAAUUUAUCUAAUAAUUUAGAAGAAUUUGAUAAUGAUAUAAUAGUUAAUAAAAAAGAAAUUGGAAAUGAUGCAUAUAAAUCAAUUUAUACAAUGUUACAGACUUUAAUUCCAAUUUGA